Messenger RNA from Drosophila busckii, 885 nucleotides. RefSeq lists its product as uncharacterized. NCBI's taxonomy places the organism in Eukaryota, Metazoa, Arthropoda, Insecta, Diptera, Drosophilidae. The record is from RefSeq and is a predicted model, not a curated record. Bases 43 to 885 code for a protein of 280 amino acids. The transcript is spliced from 2 exons.
UAUAUGUGUACGAAUUGUUGACAAUUGUUGUUGCCGAAUGUCAUGGCCAAAAUCAGUGACACCAAAAUACCCAUAACUGAAUUUCUGGACGCCUACAGGCGCCAGCCAUGUCUGUACAAUUCUUUGCUGGAUACGUACAAGAAUCGCGGAUCGCGUGAAGAUGCAUAUGAAGCUAUUAUCAAGUCACUUAAGAUACCAAUGUUAACUGUGUUGGACAUAAAGCUAAAGAUUAAGAGUGUAAGAACAGUGUACACCAAGGAAUUGCGCAUAUUGUUGCGUGAGAAAGAGCUAGGCAGAUGCUAUGUGCCCAAAUUGUUUUGGUUCAAGCGAGCGGAUGCAUUUCUGCGUGCGGUCUCCUUGGCACACUCCAAACGUCCAAAGAACAAAGACCAGGACGCACAACAAAAAAUUGUGGAGGAAGAGCAGGAACAGGAGGAGUCAGAGCCCUGUGAGCCCCUAGAGGAUAGCUACGCCAACGAACAACAGGAGGAAUGCAACAAGACGCAGCAAAUUACAGUCAACCGCAGCCAGCCGCUGGAAGUCAUCAGAAAACCAGAGAUCGUUAUAGACGAUGCAUCGCUUUGCGUUAUGGAGCAGCAGCCACAGCUGCCACAGGCGCAGCGCAAACUCAGGUACUUGCCGCAUCCACGAAUACCCAGCACGCCCUUCGCUUCUCCAUCACCCUCAGUGCAGUUAGACCACUCCAACCCGACGCUAUGCGUGGAGGAUGAUCUGGCUAUCUUUGGACAAAGUAUUGCCUGCCAGCUUCGUAGCAUAAAUGACUCCUAUGCGCGCUCUGUGGCGAAGCUGCGCAUACAGCAAGUUCUCUUUGAUGCUGAGACGGGACAAUUUCAAAGCAGCGAUGUUGUUAGUCCGCAGGAUUGA